UGACAUCAACCUGUACAAUCCGUUUAGCUCAGCUUUUGGCGCAAUUUGAUGAUGAAAAACAUUUCGGCCUGUCCAAGACGAUGCUAUUUCGUCAGACACGUUCCUGGUAGCAACAAGUCUUAUCAAGUUCAACAAAAUGCCUCUCAGUCCCUACAACAAGGAGAACAUUAGUGAAAAAGUGGAGAACACUGGCUUUGACAAUCACGUGUCUCCAUUGAAAUCUCCAUCGAAACGCAAUUCUAGUAGCGGAAUAUCACCGAGUAAGAAGCUUCGCAUGACUCCAGAGAGUUCAGGUGCAGCCGGUACAAUUGACAAACAAGAUGCAGAUAAAUUAAGAAAUGCUGUGCGGAAACUAGACCUGAAGGGCAAUGCUUUCGACCCACAGCUGGAACCUCUUCUCAGGGAGAAUCCCCGGAGAUUUGUUGUCUUCCCCAUUGAAUGGCCGGACAUCUGGAAAUUUUAUAAAAAAGCUGAGGCCUCGUUCUGGACCGUUGAAGAGGUCGAUCUAUCCAAGGACCUUCUUGACUGGGUAAAAUUGAACGACAAUGAACGCCACUUCAUUUCCCACGUCCUGGCAUUUUUUGCUGCCUCGGAUGGAAUUGUCAACGAGAAUCUGGUGGAGAGAUUCAGUCAGGAGGUGCAGGUCACCGAGGCACGAUGCUUCUACGGAUUUCAAGUUGCUAUGGAGAAUAUACAUUCUGAGAUGUAUUCACUUUUGAUUGAAACGUAUAUUUCGAAUCCACAAGAAAAGCAAUAUUUAUUCAACGCGAUUGAGAAUCUCCCCUGUGUAGCUAAGAAAGCCAAUUGGGCCCUGAACUGGAUUGCAAACGAAACAGCAACGUUCGCUGAAAGAGUCAUUGCAUUCGCUGCUGUCGAGGGAAUCUUCUUCUCUGGGAGUUUCGCUGCCAUCUUCUGGUUGAAAAAACGAGGACUAAUGCCCGGUCUCACCUUCAGCAAUGAGCUUAUCUCCAGAGACGAAGGUCUCCACUGCGAUUUUGCGUGCCUUCUCUUCAAACACAUUGUCCAGAAGCCGUCGCAAGAACGUGUCAUCUCGAUAAUUGCCGACGCCGUUCAAAUUGAACAAGAAUUCUUGACGGAAGCCCUGCCAGUCGCCAUGAUCGGGAUGAACUGUGAACUGAUGUCACGUUAUAUCGAAUUCGUUGCUGACAGACUCCUGGUGGAACUUGAGUGUCCGAAGAUAUACAACUCCGAAAAUCCUUUCGACUUCAUGGAACAAAUUUCGUUGGAAGGAAAAACCAAUUUUUUCGAGAAGAAGGUCGGCGAAUAUCAAAAGUGGGGAGUUAUGCAGACACCAGAGGCGAAUUCCUUCAGUACGAAUGCUGAUUUUUAAUUGAUAAGAAAUUCAACUGCAUAAAGCAAAAAUGAGGGUUGCGCGUUGAGUCGUGUUAAUUAACGAGCUCUUGACGCUCUUCUCUCUCAAAUUGUACAUUUUAUUUGAAGACAAAAAUGUCUGAUAGCGAGUAAAUUCAACAAUUGGAAGAUAUUCGAGAGGCAAAAUCGGAGUAACUUCCAUGCAAACUGAAAUCAAUUUUACCCAAUUUUUUGCAAUUGUUAAUUUUUUCCACUCCACAGGACUGGAGGAUGGAAAUCUGUGAAAUGUUAAUUUUCGAUAUAAUCUUUCGCAUUACGUAUUUCGAUUUUUUUGUGUUGGCAUGUUUUCCUUGUUUCGUUGGACAAAAAUAACAACAGUUAUGUGCCUUACAAUUUUUAAUUCCUAUUCAUGACGGCCCGAUAUUCCACUUAAAAUUUAUUUACACUUAACUGUCUACAAUUAAGCAAUAUAAUUAAGGACAAACAAAUUACUGAAGAAAAGUAUUAUUUAAUUUCGUUUAUGUAUUUAUAUAAUGUAUAGAGCUACAAAAAUAAGAAUCAAUUUAAAAACUUUUGUAUGAACUUUGACAUUGCAUUGAGUCUCAGUGUUUUGUCAAUAGAAAUAUAUGAAAUAUAGAUUCUUUUCCUCUA
Messenger RNA from Diachasmimorpha longicaudata, 1983 nucleotides. It is a transcript of the gene RnrS, whose product is annotated as ribonucleoside-diphosphate reductase subunit M2 B. The transcript is spliced from 7 exons. Gene Ontology annotation, biological process: deoxyribonucleotide biosynthetic process. The record is from RefSeq and is a predicted model, not a curated record. Gene Ontology annotation, cellular component: cytosol. NCBI's taxonomy places the organism in Eukaryota, Metazoa, Arthropoda, Insecta, Hymenoptera, Braconidae. Gene Ontology annotation, molecular function: ribonucleoside-diphosphate reductase activity, thioredoxin disulfide as acceptor. The coding region runs from base 137 to 1351 and encodes 404 amino acids.